AGCCAUGUUCAAUACGCAGGAUCUGGCUGGGGUGAAGGGGGUGUUGACUUCCCAUCCCAUUUCUCUACACUGACAUUAACUCUGAGAUCAACUCAUGUGCAGUACUUAGCCAAACAAGCGAGGGGAAAGGUCCUGCUGUGUUACUCAUCUCACCACCACAAAAGCAUCACCCGUCUGCUGCAUGAUGGCGACCUCAGCACCGUUGACCACAAUCUCUGUGAACUUGAAUCAAUCCUGUGAUGUUUUCAUCUACCAGGAGGUAGCUCACAUCAUCUUCCCCAUCUUCUACACCGUCGUCUUCUUCAUCAGUCUCCUAGGCAACAGCCUGGUGCUCCUCAUCAUGUGCCAGCGGCACCAGAAGCUCAACGCCACCUCCAUCUACCUGAUGAACCUGGCCGUAUCCGACGCCCUCUUCACCCUGGCACUCCCCGGACGCAUCACCUACUACGUGCGCAAGUUCGACUGGCCGUUCGGCGACGUGCUGUGCCGCAUCACGGCCGUGCUCUUCUACUCCAACACGUACGCCGGCAUCGCCUUCAUGACCUGCAUCAGCCUGGACCGCUACCUGGCCAUGGUCCAUCCGCACCGCGCCCAGGGGCUGCGGAAGGUGCAGACCGCCCGGCGGGUCAGCUGCUUAGUAUGGGCCAUCGUGAUUCUGGAAACAGGGCCGCUCCUCUUGCAGAAGAUGGUGCUUGAGUCACAGGACCGUCAGACCUGCAUGGAGUACUUCAACCUGCAGAAAUCCCGCGCCCUGCCCUACCUGCUACUGCUGGCCUGCAUGGUGGGCUUCUGCUUCCCCCUGGGGCUCAUCCUCUUCUGCUACAGCCGUAUCAGACUCAAGCUGUCCCGCACCGCCCGCCUCAACCCCGUCGUGGACCGAUCGGGCCGCAGCGGCCGGGCCAAGAGCAUCAUCCUGGUCAUCCUGGCCACCUUCUUGGUGUGCUUCAGCCCCUACCACAUCACCAUCAUGCAAUUCAUGGUGCGUAACCUGCUGGCCGACCCCACCUGUGACGACCGGAAAGGAUUCAAGAUGGCGCUGCAGGUGACCGUGUCACUCAUGAACCUCAACUGCUGCCUGGAUCCACUCAUCUACUUCUUCGCCAUCAAGACCUACAAACGGCGCGUGGUUAGCUUCUUCAAGCUACGUCUGUCCACCACUGGGGCUGCCACCACCAACACCAAAAGCUUGCAAGAGAACAGUAGUAGUAACACAUGAACGGCUGCCAAGGAGCUUAUCAUUUGCAGUUUUUGUGAUACCUCAUACUCUGUAUAUCUAUGGUUUGACUAUACUGUAUGUGGUGGUGUUCACUAGAAGUGUGAUCAAGCUGAGCAGAGUGAUCUAGUCUUCUGAAUAUCUGGAAAGGUAGAGUCAGACAUGAGAAUGCUGUGAGUUACGUGUAAUUGAUACAAUAACUGAAGUGUCACCUAUAAUUCUUAAACAUAAACAUGUUCCUGAUUGUUCAGUCUAAACAUGUUAGUUUAAUUACCAGACCUAGCCCUGUCCCAAACCUUAACCCCUAGAGUUUUUUUUUUUAUUAUUAUCAAUGUCUUGUUAUGCAAGUUAUCAGUUUUUUGUGUUGUAAAUAAGUGUAAACAGUA
This is a messenger RNA of Alosa sapidissima (American shad), 1599 nucleotides long. RefSeq lists its product as uncharacterized. Gene Ontology annotation, biological process: G protein-coupled receptor signaling pathway. Bases 182 to 1216 code for a protein of 344 amino acids. Gene Ontology annotation, cellular component: membrane. The record is from RefSeq and is a predicted model, not a curated record. Gene Ontology annotation, molecular function: G protein-coupled receptor activity; oxysterol binding. The transcript has 2 exons. NCBI's taxonomy places the organism in Eukaryota, Metazoa, Chordata, Actinopteri, Clupeiformes, Clupeidae.